Messenger RNA from Peronospora matthiolae, 201 nucleotides. NCBI's taxonomy places the organism in Eukaryota, Oomycota, Peronosporomycetes, Peronosporales, Peronosporaceae. The record is from the annotation of a GenBank genome assembly.
AUGCGCUCUGCAGAGCCAAAGCCAAAGCGUUCAAUAAAGGAGUGCAAUGGGUCCUCGCUCUCAGAGGACCACGACUGCUCCAUGGCAAAAGAGGUGCCCAACACCGACAAUGUCAAUACGAUUACGUCAAGUGCUUUUAGCACGGCGAAAUGUCGCCGACAUGCAGCCAGUGCGAACCCUAAGAAGUGUGAGGACCGGUAA